Linum tenue is the source of this 227-nucleotide messenger RNA. The record is from the annotation of a GenBank genome assembly. NCBI's taxonomy places the organism in Eukaryota, Viridiplantae, Streptophyta, Magnoliopsida, Malpighiales, Linaceae.
AACCCCUUCACUUUUUGGACCGGUACAUCAUCUAUACAAAGAUAACAAAAACAAACUACAAUCAAUGACAGAUAAUGAUGACUCGAUAUUUGCACAGGUUUUCCCCUUUGUUCCUUGAUCGUUUAAGCUUGCAUUAUUGCUUCUUUGGCCUAUUUUACGCUAGGUUGUGUUCCUUUGUCACAUUUCAGGUCCUAGCACAUAAAGUGAAGCAUAGGCGCAAGUUUCAA